Messenger RNA from Triplophysa rosa, 1199 nucleotides. RefSeq names its product LY6/PLAUR domain containing 6B (gene lypd6b). Gene Ontology annotation, molecular function: acetylcholine receptor regulator activity. The record is from RefSeq and is a predicted model, not a curated record. The transcript is spliced from 5 exons. NCBI's taxonomy places the organism in Eukaryota, Metazoa, Chordata, Actinopteri, Cypriniformes, Nemacheilidae. Bases 107 to 610 code for a protein of 167 amino acids.
GUGGUCUGUCUGAUCAGAUUACAGAGGGUGGGUGGGUGACCUUCGGAUACAGAGGGUGUGAUUUCAUUUCUGCAGAAGUCGACGGUGUCACUAUCUGUCUCUAAACAUGGCAACAGAUCUGGCCUUAGUAACUGUUCUUAUUCAGCUUCUACUUGAUAUGGUGAUGAGUGACAACAUCGACUUCUACAAUCUCAUGCCUGCUGUAGAAACGACUCCAUACCCCGAGAGUUUCAAGUGCUUUACAUGUGAACAAGCCACAGACAACUACAGCUGUAAUCGCUGGGCAGAGGAUGUGUGGUGCCCUCAGAAUACCCAAUACUGUAUGACAAUACAUCGCUUCAAUCAUAAUGGGAGGACAAAGUCUGUUACCAAAAGAUGUGCAGCGCAUGAAGAAUGCCGGUUAGCAGGCUGCAGACAUCACAAAAACCCACAUCACCUGGAGUGUGUGUCUUGUUGUGAAGGGAUGGUUUGUAAUGUCGAUCUGCCAACCAAUCACACUAAUGCAGUGUUUGCUCAGAGACGAACCCACAGCUCAGCGGCACCUACAUUCAAGACCCGGGACACUGUGUUCAUGCUUAUCACAGUUCUGACUGGACUUUUUCCUUUAUGAUUUUCAAUCAUGAUCGGUGAUGAACAGCACUACAGAAAAAUGACUUAUCUCCACUUGAGACGGCUUACAGUCUAAAAUAUUGUUGCUGUUUCAACGUUUUCAGCUUGUUCAGGCCUUCAGACGUCUUCAAAGGAAAUGGAAGGAAACUGUCAGUUAACCAAUGGUGGAAGCGUUGUGUACUGUAUUGUCUAAUCAGAUCUGAAUGAGCAAGGUCUGUUAAUCCAAUUCAAGUGCUGCUUGUGACAACUGGUUACUAAUUACGUGCUAAAUAGGACAGAAAAACAGACGCGGCAUUUAGCUGCAAUGAAAGUGAAUGUUAAUACUGAUACUUCACUGGAUUUGUAUUGAGCAAACUGAGGCUGAAACUGAGCAUUGAAAGUCUCUGUAUGGGGAGGAUGGUUUGCUCGAUGGCUCUGAUCCCAGAUUCUGUCAUACAAUCCAAUGAGAGGACGCGGAAUGUAUUGUUCCCUCUAAACAAUGCGGAAGUCUCUGAAAGAGAUCUUGAUUGUUACAUAUGUAAAUAUAUCAGUGCUUUAAGAGCAUGGACGAGGAUAAAUCGCAGAAAAGCACUAGAAAAUAAUAAAUGUAA